AUGGCCACAGUCACGGGGAUUACAGUUUCUACUCAUGAUCUUACAAAAGAUGAGCACCAUCAUCAUACUCACGGCAACCACACUCACCAUGACGAAGAAAAUCAUUCAGAAGAUCAACACAAUCAUACUCACGAAGACCACAUUCACCAUCACACCGACGGAGGUGUUACUGAGCCGCUUCUUGCCGAAUCAAAAGACAAGUCCAAGAAGAAGCGAAACAUAAACGUGCAAGGUGCUUAUCUCCAUGUACUCGGUGACUCCAUCCAAAGUAUCGGAGUAAUGAUUGGAGGAGCAGUGAUAUGGUACAAACCAGAAUGGAAAAUAGUUGAUUUAAUUUGCACUCUCAUCUUUUCAGUAAUUGUUUUAGGGACAACAAUCAACAUGUUGCGAAACAUUUUGGAAGUUCUAAUGGAAAGCACGCCUCGAGAGAUCGAUGCUACUCAGCUUGAAAGGGGGAUAUUAGAUAUUGAAGAAGUAGUGGCUGUUCAUGAGCUGCACAUUUGGGCCAUUACAGUUGGGAAGAUUUUAUUAGCAUGUCAUGUUAAGAUCAACCGGGAUGCCGACGCUGACGUGGUGUUGGACAAGGUUGUAGACUACAUCAAAAGGGUUUAUAACAUCAGUCAUGUGACUAUACAGAUAGAGCGCUAG
Molecule: messenger RNA, 648 nt
Organism: Vicia faba (fava bean)
Lineage: Eukaryota; Viridiplantae; Streptophyta; Magnoliopsida; Fabales; Fabaceae
Source: the annotation of a GenBank genome assembly